CGUCCGCACGUUGAUAAUAUGGGCGGAGAAAGUCAUGGAAAGUCGAAAUACUCAAGAGUGGGGGAUCGCGGGAAUAAUCUCAGGUUGCUGUCGUCACGCUUUCCUACUUUUUGAAUCGAUCGAUUCAAGUAUCGAGUAAAUCGAACGCAAACUUUUACGUCAUACUUCAGAUGGUAUAUAAUGAUAAUAUCAGUAUAAAUAUUUGUUAAUUUAUUGAUCGUUGUCUACAAUUGGAGUUUUAGUGAAAUAAUUAUACAAGGGAUCAUUCAUUAUGGAAAAUAUUAAGAAAGAAGAUAAACAAUAUGGUUUAAUCAUACCUAAAAAACAACUCUCUGCACCAAAAGCAAUAAAUGUAUUUGGGGAUGAGGAUACUUCUGAUGAAGAUGAUGGCACUGAUUGGGUUAGGAAAGCUCUUAAAGCAGAAAGUGAAAAAAACAAAAUGAAAAAGCAAACUAAGCUUAAUAUGCAAAAAGCAUUAAAAGAAGAUCCAACUAUCUAUCAAUAUGAUGAAGUAUAUGAUAAUAUACUUCAAAAAAAUCAAGUUAAGACAAUAAAAGUUCAAGAAAAGAAACCAAGAUAUAUACAAAAUUUCUUAAAAGCUGCAGAACGAAGAAAAAAAGAACAAGAACAUAGGAUAGAAAGAAUGGUACAGAAAGAAAGAGAGGCUGAAGGAACAAUGUAUGCAGAUAAAGAAAGUUUUGUAACAUCUGCAUAUAGAGCAAAAUUAGAAGAAUUCAAAAAAAUGGAGGAGGAAGAAGCUAAAAUGAGUAGAUUGGAAAGUAUUGGUGAUGUGACAAAACAACAAGAUAUGUCUGGAUUUUAUAGACAUUUAUAUAAACAAACUGUUGAAAAUAUAGAAGAAAUUGAAAAAAUUCCGAAAAAUACAGAAAAUAGUAAUGUCACUUUAGAAACAGAAAAUGUAAUUAAUAAUGAAUUUUCUACAAUAGCAAAUGAAAAACAUGAAAAAAAAUGUAAUGUAAAAAAAAGUAAAAAAAGUAGGCAAUAUAGACAAAGGGUUAUUGAAACGUAUGAAAGUGAUAAUGAAUUACAAAAAGAAACUGAAUCUUGUAACAUAAAUAAAAGUAUAAUUAAUAUAAAAGACAAAAGUAUCAGUAGCUCCGAUAUUAAAGAGCCAGAUAAAAAGAAACAAAAAUGUGAAAUACGAGAUAUUCAAACUAAUACUCUAUCUAAUUUAAUACUUUCAGAUGAAAAUAAAGACAAUAUAAAAGAUUCUGAAAAAAUAUCACAGGAUAUUGAUGAUAAAAAAAUCAAAGAUAAAGAAAAUAAAGAGAACCAAGUUGAAAGCGUCCAAAAGAAAGAAAGAUCUUCAAUUUGGUUAAAGAGAACAGUUGGCCCUAUAUUUGAAGCAGCUUUACAACGAUAUUAUGCUAGAAAAGCAAUACGGAAUACUGGAACACAAUAAGACAUUAUUGUUAUUUUGGUAUCUUUAUAAGUUCAUAUAUAUAUUUUUAAAAAUUUAUUGAUAAAUUUAUAUUCAAUAAAUUAAUGAUACAUAGAACAUAAAUAAGUUCAAAAUAAAUCAUUUCUACUUAGAAAAAUUUCUUAUAUUCACUUGUAUAAAAUCUACAAUUAUGUUUGCUUAAUGCAUGUUUGUAUAUUUUUACACUGCCAAAUAAAAUGUCUUAAUAAACGUAACAAAUUGUAGAUAAUAAGUUGAUUUCCAUAUUAUAUGAAACAUUCCAAUUCAUUUCAUUAUGUAUUAUCUUCAUCCAUAUAUGCAUUUUACAGGAAAAAGUGUGAACCUCACAUAUACACACACUAUAGAAAUACUUUUAUAAAUACAAAAUUUAAUUUCUUUCAUGAUUUUCUUCGCAUCUGGAAAUACUGAAUUACACAUUUCAUCUUAAAGCAGUAAAUUUAAUUAUAUACCUCAUUAUUAUUAACUAACUGAAAUGUUUUGAGGUAACAUAUGACCAGUAUCUCCAAGACAAUGCAUUGUUACUCUUCCAUUAGGAUAUAUACACAACCAAGUAAUGCUUCCAUGAUUUAAUGACAUACGCAUCCAAGCUUCUGGAGGAAAUUGUAAAGCUCUAAAAAAUAAAAAAAUAUAUAUGUACAAACUAUAAUUUAGAACUACUGUAACUCGAAUCUUUUUAAUUCUGUAAGCCUCUUUCAGUUUAAAAUAUUUUAUUUCAGAUAUAUUUAUUUUUUUACUUUUUAAUCCUAGUUGUGCCUGUGAGGUGUAGGACAUCCCAGACCAACUUUGUGCUCAAUUAAAACAAUUUGCACAUUGCA
Molecule: messenger RNA, 2256 nt
Organism: Vespa velutina
Lineage: Eukaryota; Metazoa; Arthropoda; Insecta; Hymenoptera; Vespidae
Product: nuclear speckle splicing regulatory protein 1
Exons: 2
Coding region: 272-1423 (383 amino acids)
Biological process (GO): regulation of alternative mRNA splicing, via spliceosome
Source: RefSeq, a predicted model, not a curated record